Molecule: messenger RNA, 261 nt
Organism: Neohortaea acidophila
Lineage: Eukaryota; Fungi; Ascomycota; Dothideomycetes; Mycosphaerellales; Teratosphaeriaceae
Exons: 2
Coding region: 1-261 (86 amino acids)
Source: RefSeq, a predicted model, not a curated record
AUGAACAACAACAAGGACGAGGGCGCGCAAGGCGUGGCCAAGGGAGUCACCUCCACCGUGGGCAAUCUGACCGGUGGCCUGACCAAGACGCUCGGUGGCGCCGUUGGAGCGGUGGGCAAGGGCGUGGGAGACACCAUCAACUCCACCACCGGCACCACGCAAGUUGGCGAUGGAUUGAAGGCGGUGACGGGAGGCGUCGACUCCGGCUCUCAGAACUUUGGCAAAGCCGCGGAGGAUGCGGGCCAGUGGAAGACUUCUUGA